Molecule: messenger RNA, 2424 nt
Organism: Tetrahymena thermophila SB210
Lineage: Eukaryota; Ciliophora; Oligohymenophorea; Hymenostomatida; Tetrahymenidae
Product: small GTP-binding domain protein
Exons: 2
Biological process (GO): reciprocal meiotic recombination
Cellular component (GO): nucleus
Molecular function (GO): double-stranded DNA binding
Source: RefSeq, a predicted model, not a curated record
AUGUUGAAGAAAUUAGAUUUUUUUGGAAGUUAAAUUUAGUUAAGAUUUAAUAAAGAGCCAACAUAUAAAUCUUAAAUAGGAUCUAUAAUUACCAUUCUAAUUAUUUUAUUCAUAAGUUUUCGUUUUAUUACUAUCCUUUUAUCAGUAAUUAGUAGAAAGAACCCUUUCAUUAUUUAUACCUAGAGGUAAGUUGAUGACCCAUCUCUUUUUGUAGUAACAAGCAAAUCAUUUCCUAUGGCCUUUGCGCUUGAGAAUUUGGAUAGUUAGUAUUUUAUUGAUGAACAAAUAUAUACUGUCUCAGCAUAAUUACAGUAAAGAAUUUAAAUUUUUAAUAAUACUUCUUAACAAUAUGAUAUUGUUUGGAAUGUUUUCGAUAUCUAAGUUUAACCAUGUACAAAAGAUAACUUCUAAAAUCCAGAUAAUGACAAAUAUUAUUUAAAUCUUGAUUAUUAAAAUAUGUAUUGCUUUUCUCCAGACUCUUAGCUAGAUAUUUAAGGUGAUUUUCCAUCUCUAAUAUUCUCAUUCAUAACAUUUUAAGUUAAUAAAUGCUAAAUAAAUUGUAAAUCUGAGGAUGUAAUAAACUAAUAUUUAAAAAAAAAUUAUUUUGGCCUUUAGCUUUCAGAUGCUUAUGUGGAUAUUACUAACAAAGAUAAUCCUUUUUAAAUGUAUUCAAGAGACAUGUUUUGGCCUAUUAGCACAUAGCAAUAGAAAGAUAUUACAGUUUAUAUUAGAAAUAAUUAUGUCUACAGUGAUUUUGGUUGGUUAUUUUCUGAUAUAAUAACUUAAAAGUUCCCUUCUUACAGUUAUUAAGAUAUUGAUGUAUUUCCUAUACAGUAAUCUGAUGAUUAUUUACUUAGUGUAACAUUUAGAUUUGAAAAAUAAUAGGAAAAUGUUUAUAGAAGGUCCUAUUUAGAUUUUAUUGGAAUUAUAUCACAAAUUGGUGGCUUUGCAUAGAGCCUUUUAGCUAUAGGUUAUUUAAUCUGCCGUAAAAUUUCUUAAUUACAAUUAAAUUAAAGUAUUAUCAACUAGAUAUUCAAUUAUGAGGAAUCAGAGACACAAAAUAAUCUAUAACAAUAAUUUUAAGAAUUAGAUUCUGAAAAAUAAUAGGAUCAAAAAUAAUAAAUCUAGUAACCUCCAAAUGAAUAUUAAAUAUAAGAGUUAAAUUAAAAUAAUAAAAAUAGUUUUAUUUAAGAGAUAUAUUAAAAAAAUAAAUUUAACUACUAAAAUAAUAGUAAUAUUUCUAUUGGUUCACAUUCAUUUAAGUAAGAAUAAUUAAAAGCAUAAAGUAAAAAAUAAUAAUCAAAUGAAAAAUAGGAUUCAUAAGCUCCUAGUUUUAUGAAACAAAAGCAAUUAAUUAUUAAAAAAAGAAGCUCUAAAUUAGAAAGUAGCAAAAAACAACAUAAUUAAUCAGGCUAAAAUAUAGGAGGUAAGUAAAUUUUAAAUAAGUAUUUAUAGGAUGAAAUUUAUGAUUAAAGUAUAUCUCAAAGCACAUAAUUUAAAAAUAACUCGAAUUUACCAAGCAAAUAAAUUAACAGCCCAUAGAAAGUUUAGAAAAAAGUUGAAAAAGAAUUUUCAAAACUUUUUAAUUAAUAAACAAAUUGCAUGAAAAUGAGCCUUUGGUAGUAUUUUUUAUCUUAUUUUUGUCCUUUUGGCAAGCUCAAAUAAAAGAAAAAAAUAAUUUAAUAUAGCAUCGAUAAGCUUUAUCAAAAUUUGGAUAUUUUACAAAUUUUAAAAAGACUUCUAGAAGUUGAAAAGUUAAAGAGACUGCUUUUAGAUCCAGAUUAAAUAAAGCUGUUAGACUAUUUACCUAAACCAACAAUACAUUUGGAUCUAGUUUUAAACAAAUAAUCUACAGAAAAUAUUUACAAAAAUAAAGAAGUUAAUUUACUCUAUUAAGAUAAUAGAUCUGAAAUGUAAAAGGCUAAAGAUGCAUUUGAAGCUUAUAAAAAAAUUUAAAAUAAAAAAAAUUUUUCUUUACUAGACUAAAAACUAAUUGAUAUGCUGGACUAAAAUUUAGUCCAAAUUUUUGAAGCUCAAAACGAAAAUUCUAUCUCUUAAAAUUAGCAUAAUAAAUCUAAUUAGUAAUCGCAAUAGCAGUCAUUUAGUUUUACACCCCUCUUCAAUUUUUAAAAUGAAAAAUUUAAAAACUUAGAUAACGUAUCAUCUGAAGCAAUUUAACAUUAAGAUGCUAAUAAUUGUUUUAUGAACUAGUAUGAUGAUUCUAAAUAAUUAGAAAAUCAAAAUUUAUAGUUUUCUUAUUAAUAAUCUAUCAAUAAUAACAGGAAUAGCGUAAUAAAAAAUGAUAUAUUUACUUUGCAUUAGAACUAUACCAGUAAUAGCGAACAAGAAGUUGAAGUAGCAUAAGAAAAUUUUUACAAUAAUUUAUAAAAUCAAUUGGAAAAUUAUGAAAUAACUUAAAAAUGA